CCCCGUGAGGUUCGGUAAUGCGUUUUUAAAUUUAUACCAGUGUUUUUUUCACUCAAAAAUGCCGUUGAGUCUAACAAAUUAAAAACAGAGUUUCUCAAAGGUUGUAAAUUUUGUUUAAAAAUUGGAUUUUUUAACAUACAAAAAAAAUUUGCAAUAAAACUAAAAACAAAGUGCAAUUAAAAAAAAGUGUUGAAAUCACAACAAGCAAAAUUAAUAGAAAAAAAAUGUCUUCUGAGUACUCAUACUGUAGUGAAGGAGGUUUUGACGAAUUAUCCAGUUCUUCGGAUUCUGGAUUUGAUGUCAGUUAUGAAUCUCCUAAACACGAAAAUGCGGCCGAUUUAUUUACGCCAAUUAAAGAAGAACGAAGAAAAAAGACUCGUAAUACACGUUGCAAGAGUCCAACACAGGUGCUGAAAUUGAAAAGAAAUCGUCGAAUAAAAGCAAAUGAUCGUGAACGACACAGGAUGCAUACGUUGAAUGAUGCAUUGGAGAAGCUAAGAAUGACGCUACCAACAUUUCCGGAGGACACAAAAUUAACAAAAAUUGAAACACUACGUUUUGCUCACAAUUAUAUUUGGGCAUUAUCACAAACAUUGGGCAAUGCAGAAAGUGGCGAAAUAACAGUUAAUGUUGGCAAUGUGACUGUUAGUAUCAGUGAUAGUGGGAAUAUGAUAACAUCAUCGACAGGAAGUUGUGCUGUUGCUGCACAAAAAAGAUUGGGACCAACACAUUCAACAUUUCCUUAUCCACAGGAAAGAUUUAUGCCCGAAUGGCAAGAAUACGAUUGUUAUAGUGAUCAAAGUAGUAGUGUUAGUCCACCGAUACAAUAUCAAACAUGCUAUGACCAAAGAAUGUAUAAUAAUCAACAAAUUCCUAUAAAUCAACAUAAUCAUCACCAUCACCAUCAUCAUCUUAAUCUUAAUCAUCAUCAUCAUCAUGUGCAACAUCAGGGAAUGUAUCAAUGUCUUUAGAAUUAUUUUUUCUACGAAUUUUAUUUAUUUAUUUAUUAUUCUUGCGUUGCAAUAAUCAACAAAUUUUCCAUUUUUUAUUUGACAUGUAGCUGAAAAUCAGUUUGAUUGAAUCGAUCAAAUAUUUGGUUUCACAGAAUUAAUUACUCUCAAUUAUUUUGAUAUAAAUGAAAACAAUUCAAAAUCAAAUUUAUUUAAUCAAUUUAGACAAAUGUUUGAUUCAUUUAAAAAAAUUUCUUUUCUAAAUUCAGUGUAACGAACAAUAAUAAACUGUUUAGUAUGUAUAAAAGUGAUUAGAAAUUGUAAAGGUGCAGGAUUGAAGAUAUAUUUAAAAUCCUUAAAGUUCAAAUGUCCAAUAAGUAUUUCUAUAAUAGUAAGAAAUGUACAUAAAGUUUUAUAUAAUCAAGAUAUAGAU
Molecule: messenger RNA, 1383 nt
Organism: Leptopilina boulardi
Lineage: Eukaryota; Metazoa; Arthropoda; Insecta; Hymenoptera; Figitidae
Gene: tap
Product: neurogenin-3
Exons: 2
Coding region: 225-971 (248 amino acids)
Molecular function (GO): protein dimerization activity
Source: RefSeq, a predicted model, not a curated record